Molecule: messenger RNA, 2063 nt
Organism: Engraulis encrasicolus (European anchovy)
Lineage: Eukaryota; Metazoa; Chordata; Actinopteri; Clupeiformes; Engraulidae
Gene: lipia
Product: lipase, member Ia
Exons: 12
Coding region: 84-1454 (456 amino acids)
Biological process (GO): lipid catabolic process
Molecular function (GO): carboxylic ester hydrolase activity; glycerophospholipase activity
Source: RefSeq, a predicted model, not a curated record
ACACACACACACACACACACAUAGAGACAGGCAGGCGGAGCGGGAGAAGCAAGAGAGGAGCGGUUGUGAUUGAGGUCUCCAGAAUGUUCCGGUACUGCCCCUUCGUUCUCCUGUGGACAUCAUGCAUCGUUGUAUACACAGGUGUGACCUCUGCAGAGGAGGAGUGUGCGGACUUCACUGACCUCAGUUUGUCCCAUGCCAUCGUGGGCACCAAGCUAGACGUCCAGCUGCUGCUCUACACGCGUGCCAACAUCAGCUGCGCCCGCACCCUGCACCACGCCGACCCCUUCUCCACGCCACAGCUCAACGCCAGCCGACCCACCACCUUCAUCAUACACGGGUACCGUCCCACGGGCUCUCCGCCGGGCUGGUACGAGAAGCUGGCCCACCUGCUGCUGGAGCGGGCGGACCACAACGUCAUCGUGGUGGACUGGAACAGGGGAGCUGCCACCCUCAACUACUUUGCAGCCGUCAAGAACACCAGGAAGGUGGCCGACAACAUGACCGCCUUCAUACAGAAGAUGGAGGACCAUGGUUCCCCUCUCAGUUGGUUCCAUCUGAUCGGCGUGAGUCUGGGCGCUCACAUCUCCGGCUUCGUGGGCACAAACCUGAACAGCUCCAUCGGAAGGAUCACAGCCCUGGACCCUGCUGGCCCGGAGUUCACAGGGAAGCCCCCAGACAGCCGCCUGGAUCCCUCUGACGCACAGUUUGUAGAUGCCAUCCACACAGAUAUGGACGCGUUGGGCUUCCGGAAGCCUCUGGGCCAUGUAGACUUCUACCCCAACGGAGGAAGCGACCAGCCUGGAUGCCCCAGGACUAUACUAUCUGGAUCAUCCUAUUUCAAGUGUGACCACCAGAGGUCAGUGUACCUGUUCAUGAACUCCAUCAACCGGACUUGUGAGCAGAUCGCCUACCCAUGCAACUCAUACACCGACUUCCUUGACGGGAAAUGCCUCAACUGUGACAAGUUUGAGGGUAAAGGCUGUCCAGUGCUCGGUUACGAUGUCAUCAAGUGGAAAGACAUGCUGGUGAAGAGGGGGCAGACGAUGACUUACUUCACCACCAACAGCUGGUCCCCAUUCUGCAUGGCUAACUAUAGGGUGGACAUCGUGACAUGGAACCUGGAGACCAGAUGGGGAUUCCUCAAGCUGGCACUUCACAGCAAGGACCAGAAGACAGAGGCGUCCAUAGACCACAAGGCGGCGGAGUUUAAGCUGUACACAGAGCAGAGUCUGCUGGCGCAGUUUGAUCGCGACCUGCAGCCGGUGGAGCGCGUGUCGCUCAGCUUCUGGACAGGAAACCUUCUGCCGCCGCGCUACAAGCUACGCAUCCUCCGCAUCCGCCUCACACCUCUCAACGCAGCACACAGGCCCAUGUGUCGAUUUGAUCUCCUGGCGGAAGAGAACAAAGAGGUGAUCUUCAGGCCAAUUCCCUGUGGAGACUCUAACUUCUGAAGAAGCCGUAAACAGGGCAGGGUAGGGUAGGGCCAGGCCGGUGAGGGAGAACACAACAGGGCAUUCCAGUCUGCAGGCAGCAGACCGCACGUAACACUCUACUGCCAUCUGCAGGUCUGGACUAAACACUGCAACUGUGAAAUGAUGUUGCUGUGCCUUUUCAAAUGAUUGACGGACGAUUCGUUCUUUCAAAUCACUCUGAUGAGCCUUAUCAAAAUGACAGGGAGGACAGCAACCAGGCAGUGCCUUGCAUACGCUGAGGCCAAUGCAGAUUGUAUCAUCAUGUACAGUGUACAUUUGAUGUCUUGAUAUUUUACAAAAAUAACAGUGUACAUAAUAUUGUUUUAAUUUUUUUAUUCAAUUUUCCACAUCUCUAGUUUUAAAUAUAUUUAUUAUUUUAUUUACAUACAUUCCAGGAAUUAAGAAGAAGUGCCUGAAAACUUGAAUAGGGAUUAACAUUGCUCUCGAUGGUUUGUCCCUUUUUAAACUUUCCAAGCAUUGUAGUGUCCACAAUUUUUUUUUAAAGCUAUAUUUUGACCAUGUUGCUGUAUAUGUGUAUAGAUGUUAAAUACAUAAAUAAACAUAUCCUCAUUAUUUUUAUACAUCUCA